UCUUAUCAGUUAUCACCAUCUCUCUCUCUGUAUCGGAGGCGAUGACGACGUCGUUUCGUGCUCCGGCGGGCGCCGCCACCGUGAUUCCGGCGGAUCAGAAGAUCCGAGUCGGGAGGUUCGAUGCUUUGAAGUCGUCACAUUCAGUUUUCAUGGGAAGGAGUGUGCGCGGCGUUGUUUCGGUUCCUGCGUCUUCGUCAGGUUCUUCGAUUAUCAAAGCCAUUUCCACGCCAGCAAAGCCAGAGACGGCAAAGGAAACCAAGCGGAGCAAGGUCGAGAUAAUCAAGGAGAAGAGUAAUUACAUAAGGUAUCCUCUUAAUGAGGAACUGGUGACAGAUACUCCUAACAUCAACGAAUCUGCCGUGCAACUCAUCAAGUUCCAUGGAAGCUACCAACAGUAUAACAGAGAAGAACGUGGUGGAAGAUCCUACUCGUUCAUGCUUCGUACUAAGAACCCUUGUGGAAAGGUCCCUAAUCGUCUCUACUUGACCAUGGAUGACUUAGCCGAUGAGUUUGGCAUUGGUACCCUCCGGUUAACGACUAGGCAGACAUUUCAGCUGCAUGGUGUUCUGAAGAAGGAUCUUAAGACCGUGAUGAGCACCAUUAUAAAAAACAUGGGUAGCACUCUUGGUGCCUGUGGUGAUCUGAACAGGAAUGUUCUUGCUCCAGCGGCUCCUUAUGCGAAAAAAGACUAUCUCUUUGCGCAACAAACAGCUGAGAAUAUCGCUGCUCUUCUCACUCCACAGUCUGGUUUUUAUUAUGAUAUUUGGGUUGAUGGCGAGAAGUUUAUGUCAGCCGAGCCUCCGGAGGUAGUGAAGGCUCGAAACGAUAACUCCCAUGGAACUAACUUUGUUGACUCUCCUGAGCCCAUUUAUGGCGCCCAGUUCUUGCCGAGGAAAUUCAAGAUUGCUGUAACUGUGCCAACAGAUAACUCGGUCGACAUUCUCACCAACGACAUUGGUGUGGUUGUCAUCUCAGAUAAAGAUGGGGAACCUCAGGGUUUCAAUAUAUAUGUUGGUGGAGGGAUGGGAAGAACACACAGACAGGAGUCAACUUUUGCCCGUCUGGGGGAACCAAUAGGUUAUGUGCCUAAGGAGGAUAUCUUGUAUGCUGUGAAGGCCAUUGUUGUUACUCAGCGAGAACAUGGGAGAAGAGACGAUCGUAAAUACAGUAGAAUGAAAUAUCUGAUCAGCUCAUGGGGAAUCGAAAAAUUUAGAAGUGUGGUUGAGCAAUAUUAUGGUAAGAAGUUCGAGCCUUUCCGUGACAUGCCGGAGUGGGAGUUCAAAAGCUAUUUGGGAUGGCAUGAGCAGGGUGAUGGUUCCUGGUUUUGUGGGCUUCACGUAGACAGUGGUCGCAUUGGAGGCCAAAUGAAGAAAACUCUCAGAGAAAUAAUAGAGAAGCACAACCUCGACGUGCGCAUCACCCCCAACCAAAACUUAAUAUUGUGUGAUAUCCAGAGCGAGUGGAAGCGUCCCAUCACCACUGCACUUGCUCAAGCCGGGCUUCUUCAACCAGAGUAUGUUGACCCUCUCAACCUGACAGCAAUGGCUUGUCCAGCAUUUCCUUUGUGCCCUCUGGCAAUAACUGAAGCUGAGCGAGGGAUUCCCGGUAUUCUGAAGCGGGUUCGUGCAGUCUUUGAGAAGGUUGGUCUUGAAUACGAAGAAUCCAUUGUUAUAAGGGUAACGGGGUGCCCUAAUGGCUGUGCCAGACCCUACAUGGCUGAACUUGGGCUUGUCGGGGAUGGCCCUAAUAGCUACCAGAUUUGGCUCGGGGGAACACCGGGCCAGACCCAGUUAGCCAAGGCUUUCAUGGACAGAGUUAAGGUUCAGGACUUGGAAAAGGUCUUCGAGCCGCUGUUUUAUCACUGGAGACUCAAGAGGCAAGCCCGAGAAUCAUUUGGCGACUUCACAGUCCGCAUGGGGUUUGAGAAACUGAAGGAGCUGAUCAAUACAUGGGAAGGAUUGCCAUCGAGCCCAUCGGCUCAGACCCACAACCUGAGAGUAGAAGUGGACAAGGAAACAUACGAGGCAGUGGAUGAACUCGCUAGACUCGAUAACAAGACUGCACCUGAGUUGGCCGGGGAUGUUCUCCGUGGAUUCGUUGCUUCUCACCGUAAUGGCAAAGCUGAGUGAACUUGGGUUCUGUCCUGUUCUGUUCUUCCGCCUCUGAAUAAAAAAGGGCAAGACUUUGAAUAUGAGAGCUGGAUACUUCUAUAUAUAUACAUAUGUAUACAUGUGGUCUCUGUCGGAAUGUUACUCUUCGGUGACAAUCUGAUAGGAUAAUAUAUGUAUCUGGUUUGCCUUUAAAGUCUGUAUCUUGACCUCUGUCUUUUUUUUUGUGUGUGUUGUGUGUUCUGUAUGCUGUCAGACAAAUUUUUUUCCCCUCCGGUUGAUGCAGAAAUCGUUUUUUGUUA
Molecule: messenger RNA, 2410 nt
Organism: Tarenaya hassleriana
Lineage: Eukaryota; Viridiplantae; Streptophyta; Magnoliopsida; Brassicales; Cleomaceae
Product: assimilatory sulfite reductase (ferredoxin), chloroplastic
Exons: 8
Coding region: 42-2129 (695 amino acids)
Biological process (GO): sulfate assimilation
Cellular component (GO): chloroplast stroma; sulfite reductase complex (NADPH)
Molecular function (GO): 4 iron, 4 sulfur cluster binding; heme binding; sulfite reductase (ferredoxin) activity
Source: RefSeq, a predicted model, not a curated record